UGGAAAUAAACUACAAAGACUGCCAAUUCCAUAUAACACUACAACAAAGCCAGUUCAUUUUUUUUAAAUCGUUACUUACGUUCAGUAUUUUAAACACAUGAAAUCCCGUGGAUAGUCAAAGUCAAGCAGACACAUACUCAGGAAACUCAGAUCAGAUGGCUUCCCAGAGUAAGAACAGCGGGUUGAACAACAAGGUGACCACAGUGGUGGCCACCAAUGCCUAUGGCGCCGAUGUGAUGACCGAGAUCAGCUACACGGACGCGAAAGUGGUGGGCAAUGGCAGCUUCGGCGUGGUCUUCCAGGCCAAAAUGGUGCCCAGCAACGAACAGGUGGCCAUUAAAAAGGUCCUGCAGGAUCGUCGCUUCAAGAAUCGCGAGCUGCAGAUCAUGCGCAAGUUGCGCCACGAUAACAUCAUCACUCUCAAGUGGUUCUUCUUUUCAAGUGGCGAGAAAAGGGACGAGGUCUACCUGAACCUGGUCAUGGAAUUUUUGCCGGAGACCCUGUACAAAGUGGAGCGGCACUACGCAAGGGCCAAGCAGACCUUGCCCGUGAACUAUGUCCGACUUUACAUGUAUCAGCUGCUCAGGAGCAUGGCGUAUCUUCACAGCUUGGGAUUCUGUCACAGAGACAUCAAGCCGCAGAACAUGCUCCUCGAUUCCGAGACGGGUGUGCUGAAGCUCUGCGAUUUCGGCAGCGCCAAGCAGCUGAUCCUCGGGGAACCCAAUGUCUCGUACAUCUGCUCCAGGUACUACCGUGCUCCGGAGCUAAUUUUCGGCGCCACUGACUAUACCACCAAGAUCGAUAUGUGGAGCGCCGGCUGUGUGAUGGCCGAGCUGCUUCUGGGCCAGCUCAUCUUCCCCGGGGACUCGGGCGUGGACCAGAUUGUGGAGAUCGUCAAGGUGAUGGGCACUCCCACUUCGGAGCAGCUCCAUGACAUGAAUCCGCAUUACAAGCAGUUUAAGCUGCCGCAACUGAAGCCGCACCCCUGGUCAAAGGUAUUCAGGAUUCGCACCCCGGCGGAGGCCAUUGAUCUGGUCUCCAAGAUGCUUAUAUACUCGCCCAAUGCCAGGGUUUCACCGCUGAUGGGCUGCGCCCAUCCUUUCUUCGACGAACUUCGCCAGGAUCCCCAUCAGCAGUUGCCCAAUGGCAGGAACUUGCCGCCGUUGUUUAACUUUACGGACUAUGAGAAAACCAUCGAGCCGGACACAAUUCCACUGCUGCUGCCACGGACUCAGGGAUCGAACACCACCAAGGAGUCAACUACUGCCCAACGGACCCGCAAUACAGCCGGGGAGGAGAGCCCUCAGAAAACGGAGGUCAUCCAAAAACAGGCAACAGCAGCGCUCUCCAAGUCCCCGGAACCUUCGGGCAAGACACGCGGAUCCCCGCCAGGCUUUAUGCGACACGAUUUGGGAAACGGCGACCACGUGGCUGUGGGCUCCGUGCCAAUGGAGCCCACAGCCCUGGAGCAGGACAACUUCGCAGAAAAUUAUGAAGUCGACGAGGACGCCGAGUGCAAUUUGGACGAGGAUGCCGGUGAUGAAAACGACUAUGAUGACGAUGACGAUGACGAUGAAGGGCAGUGCAAUAGCACCAACAUCAGCGACGAUAUGGCAGAUGCCUCCGAAUCAGAUAACGACGAUUUCGAGGAAGAGGAGGAGAACUAAAUAUUCUCCUGGCAGGGUUUCCGUAUAUUUGUAUUUCAAAGUUCGGUUGACCCGCACAAACAGAAAAUGUAGAACUAAUAGUAGUAAGUAUCUAAAUUGAAACACAAGAAAUAAAACUGUAAAAUUGUUUGUCCUCUCCAAAACAAUAUUCUUUAUAAUG
This is a messenger RNA of Drosophila erecta, 1827 nucleotides long. RefSeq names its product putative glycogen synthase kinase-3 homolog. Bases 156 to 1667 code for a protein of 503 amino acids. Gene Ontology annotation, biological process: protein phosphorylation. NCBI's taxonomy places the organism in Eukaryota, Metazoa, Arthropoda, Insecta, Diptera, Drosophilidae. Gene Ontology annotation, cellular component: cytoplasm. The record is from RefSeq and is a predicted model, not a curated record. The transcript has a single exon. Gene Ontology annotation, molecular function: protein kinase activity; ATP binding.